Calliphora vicina (urban bluebottle blowfly) is the source of this 1683-nucleotide messenger RNA. Its product is annotated as tektin-3. NCBI's taxonomy places the organism in Eukaryota, Metazoa, Arthropoda, Insecta, Diptera, Calliphoridae. Gene Ontology annotation, biological process: cilium movement involved in cell motility; cilium assembly. Gene Ontology annotation, cellular component: nucleus; microtubule cytoskeleton. The record is from RefSeq and is a predicted model, not a curated record. The transcript is spliced from 6 exons. Bases 66 to 1586 code for a protein of 506 amino acids.
AUUUUUUAUUUUAUAUUAGUAAAACUUUUUUAAAAUAAAAUUUAAGUUAUUUUGUUAAAAUUACAAUGUCAAAAUUUGAACAAACUGUAAUGUAUUCUCAAUUACAGCCAUGGAGUACGGCUGGAGCACCACCAUGUAUGGAACCUAUUUCUGGACCAUCAGUUCCACCUCGUGUAGGAACAUCUUACCAGACAUCACAUCCGCAUCCAUGGAGACCUACGCUUAGUUACGAAAUGAUUGAGGUCAAAAAUCUUGCUGAACAACCUGUAACAAACCAGUUGGUAAAACCACGUUUUGCUCCAGCUGGAAUGACAACCGAACCAAUGACAUUUCCUAAUUUGGUCACUGGUUUUCAUCGUAAUCCCCAACAUGCUGCAAGAGCAGCAUUAUACACACGCUAUACUUCCGGUGAAUGGGUGAAUAACAACUUAUCGAAAUAUACUGAAUCCAACAUUAAUAGAAAUCAAUCGGAGCGUUUACGUAAUGAUGCUGUACGUUUGAUGCGUGAAACUGAUGAAAAAACUGCCCAGGGACAACGAGAUGCCGGACGUCGUUUGGGUGAACGUAUUACAGACGUUACAUUUUGGCGCAAUGAAUUAAACACAGAGCUGGAGAAAUUAGUUUCCGAAUCAUCGGCAUUUACCGAAUUAAAACGAAAAUGUGGCAAAGCUAUGCUAGAUUUGGAAGCGCCGCUGCAUAUUGCACAAGAAUGUUUAUAUCAUAGAGAAGGUCGGGCAGGAGUUGAAAAAGUCCAUGAUUGUGUGGAGAAGGCUUUGCUCCUAGAAAUUGAUAAUUUGAGAAAUUCUCGUGAAAAGCUUAAAGAAUUACACGAUAAGAUUACUAAACAAGCCCAUGAUUGUCGGGCAGCACAGCACUUACUGGAAGAGGAUGUAUCGUUCAAGGAGUCAACAUUGGGAAUCGAUUCAGUAUGCCAUCAAUUGAAUAAUUACAGCAGAGGUAUUGCUUAUUAUGGUGGCAUCGAGAAAUAUGAUCCAUCCGUUAGUACUCAAGAGACGUGGGCGGAGGCAAGUAGUCAACGAGUAAGCAGAUCUCAAGCUGAGCGGUCCAAACUUUCUCAGUUGCGCAGUGAUGCUGAGACUACCGUAAAUGCAAUUGCCACCUCAAUGUGGGAUCAUUGGAGCAACACGAAUAACUCAUUCGAUCGUAGAUCUCAAGAAAUGGCAGAAUCGAAAAAUAAAAUACAAUUACAUCUACAUAAAACACAGCAGGAGUUGUUCGAUUUAGAAAAGCACAUAUUUUUGUUGCAAAAAGCCGUACAAGAUAAAUCGAAUCCUCUUAAAGUGGCACAAACUCGUUUAGAGGCACGUAGCCAUCGAGAAGGUGUAGAGUUGUGCAAGGAUUAUGCUCAAUUGCGCUUGGUACAAGAAGUGGAUGAUUUGAAAAAUGUGGUGAACAAUCUACACCAUAAGCUCCAAGAAGCAGAGGCACAACAUCAGAGCUUGUUGAAAACUCGUUCUACUUUAGAGGCAGAUUUGCGCAACAAAGUAAACGCUCUAUUUAUUGAUCGUGAGAAAUGUAUGGGUUUAAGACGUUCUUUUCCAGUUAAUAACAUGAUUAAAUACUAAAUAAAUCUAAAUUUUCAUACAUACAUAUUUGUGUAAUGUUAGAAUGCGUUUAAUAUGUAAAAUGCUUUUAAAUUUAUUAAAUUCAAUGUCUAUUGAA